AUGCCUUAUGACUUAUAUCAGUUGCUUACUGGGACUGAUGAAGAAAGUGUUGAGUUUCGUAAAAAUAUUCGAACCUACAACAACAAUUUAGCUUUUACUUCGUUUGGAGCAAAAUAUGACCAUGAGCUUACCAAGAAUAUUGAUGGUGUCUAUGCAUUUCGUGUUCAAGGCCAAGUGUACCAUUUUCUAGACAGCUUAGCCUCCUCCACUGACAAAUUCUCUGGGAUUCAACUUUACUUCUUUGAUACAGAAGAAGAGCUGUCAAAGAGGCUUAAUAGCUCAGAAAGGUUUCGUGAGAGCACUCUUAAACUAUUGAUGCGGAUCCUUUCCAACAAUCCUUACAGUAGAUUUUUUAAGGACUUACGAGAUGUUCCUGAUCUUAACAAUCACAAUAUUGUCCUUAAUUCUAACCCGGGUUUGGACCAGCGUAUUUAUAAUCUUCCUACAUCUUCUGAAGUAGCAGCUAUUUGGACUAAAAAUAAUGAUCCAAUGCUUGACCCUAGUGCUCAUAUUCAAGUUUAUAGCCAUUCCAACAGUAGCCAUCGUAUCAAGCAUUAUUACGGCUGCUACGAUCCCUUACAAUAUUCUCUUUUAUUUCCUCGAGGUGAAACUGGCUGGCAUCGUGGUAUUAAAAGAAAUUGCCCAACUAAACAAAGUUAUGAUGUUUCUUCUCAUGAUGAUAAUUCCCUUGAUCCUGCCUCAGCAAAAAACAUUCCUCAUUUGCUAAAUUCGGAGAAAAAAGUUGCUGCUGAUGGGGAAAAAAGCACAAAAAAUGUGACUGCAAGAGAAUACUACUGUUAUAAAUUUCAGAUGCGAGAUAAUGACAGAUCCAUGCUGCUUCAUACUGGCAGACUGUUGCAGCAAUUUGCGGUAGACAUUUACAUUAAAAUAGAAACAUGUAGGCUAGAUUAUUGUAGGACGCGACAAAACGAAGUUAGAACAGAAAUAUUACAAGGAGUGAUUGAUAGUCUUUCAAUAGGUGAAACAAGUGGAAAUAGAGUUGGCCGAAAAAUAAUUCUUCCUCCUUCUUUUAUAGGUGGCCCUAGAGAUAUGCGUCGUAGAUAUAUUGAUGCAAUGGCUUUAGUGCAAAAAUAUGGUAAACCUGACUAUUUCCUUACUAUGCCCUGUAACACAAUGUGGCCUGAAAUACAACAGAAUUUAAAAUAUGAAGAUAAACCACAGAACAGACCAGAUCUUUUGUCUAGAGUUUUUAGGUCAAAAUUAGAAAUGCUUAAGAAUGAAUUAGUUAAUAAGCACAUUUUUGGUGAAGUGGCUGCUUGUGUAUAUGUUAUUGAAUUCCAAAAAAGAGGCCUUCCACAUGCUCAUAUACUACUCAUCAUGAAACCAAAUUAUAAACCAUUAAACCCAGAAGCAUAUGACAAAAUCGUGUCUGCCGAAAUACCAGAUCCAUCAGAAAAUUUUCAUUUAUAUUCUUUAGUUAUUAAACAUAUGCUCCAUGAGGAUGGAUAUCCACAUUAUCGUAGGCGUGAUAAUGGUAGGUCUGUGAUAGUCAGAUUGCAUGAACUAGAUAAUAGAUGGGUUGUCCCCUAUAAUCCUUAUUUGCUUGCUUUAUUUGACUGCCAUUUAAAUGUAGAAGUUUGCUCAACUCUUAAGCUUGUUAAGUACCUAUAUAAGUAUGUGUUUAAGGGACACGAUCUGGUAAGUUUUCAGAUUACACCUAACAACAAUAGUUCUGAUGUUGAUGAGAUAAAACAAUUCCGGGAAGGCCGGUGGGUAUCUCCUCCAGAAGCUCUUUGGCGGAUUUAUAGAUUUCCUACUAAUGGUAUGAAUCCAUCUGUUUAUUCCCUUCCAGUUCAUCUACCUGGACAUCAACUUAUUUCAUUCCACAGGCAUACAGACCUUCAAUCCCUUAUCAAUAAUGCUGAUCUUUCAAGGACAAUGUUAACCGAGUUCUUCCAAAUGAACAGAACAUAUACAAAAGCCAAGAGUCUAAAAUGCUUUUAUCGUGAUUUCCCACAGUACUUUGUUUGGAGUUCUAAACAUAGAAUGUGGACUGAAAGAAAGCGUGCUUCAGUCAUUGGGAGACUUGCUACAGUUAGCCCAAAUGAGGGUGAACGCUAUUAUCUUAGACUCCUUCUCUCGCAUAUUGCAGGGCCAACCUCAUUUGAGGACUUGGUUACUGUUAAAGGCAUCCAACUUGCUUCUUAUAGAGAAGCUGCUCUACAAUUGGGUCUCUUAAGCUUUGAUAGUUAUAUAGAAGAUACCCUUGAAGAAGCUGCACUUUACCAAAUGCCUUAUGCUCUCAGAUUUUUAUUUGCUGUUUUACUUGCAUUUUGCUCGCCUAACAAUCCUAAGCUUCUUUGGGAAAAAUUUGAACCAGAUUUUUCACGAGAUUUUGAACGGUCUCGAACAUAUACUGGUUGCACAUCGGAACAGAUUAAAUCUCAGGUUCUCUAUGACAUUAAUAGAUUCCUAGAGCAAAUGGGGAAGUCGCUUAAUGAGUAUAAAUUAAUACCAGCCUUUUCAAGUAUUACUCACCAGGAGAAGAUUACAAAAGAAAUUUUAGCUGAGCAAAAUGUUUCCUUCCCAAAUACAGACUUGCUUCUUGCUUCUAAAUUAAAUACUGGACAGAAAAAAGCCUAUGACAUUAUACUCAAUAGUGCUUUUUCAAAUGCUAGACAAGCUUUCUUUGUUGAUGGUCCGGGUGGAACCGGUAAAACCUUUUUGUACCGAUCACUUCUCGCUACACUAAGAUCACAGGGCUAUAUAGCUCUUGCUGUAGCUACAUCAGGAGUAGCUGCAUCAAUACUUCCAGGAGGUAGAACUGCACAUUCAAGGUUCAAAAUACCUCUGGAUUUAUCUGCUGUAAAAACCUGUCAGCUUAGCAAACAUAGUACAACCAAGUUGAUUCAACAAGCUAAGCUCAUUCUUUGGGACGAAGCUUCUAUGGCUAAGCGUGAUACAAUAGAAGCAUUUGAUUCCUUGUUAAAAGACAUCAUGGAAAAUGAAAAGCCCUUUGGUGGUAAGGUUGUUGUUUUUGGUGGGGAUUUUCGACAAACGCUGCCUGUUAUUGACAAUGCACCAAAAGAGGUGCAGAUUCAGGCAAGCUUAGUAAACUCACCUCUUUGGAGCUCUUUUCAUAAACUAAAACUCACAGAAAAUAUGAGAGCAUUAUAUGAUCCAGCUUUCUCUAAUUUUUUAUUAAGAAUUGGAGAAGGUACUGAACCAAUGGAUGAAGCUGGAAAAAUCACCCUACCAAAUGAUAUGGUUAUUCCAUUUGCUACUAGAGAAACCUCACUACAAGAAGAUCCUUAUAAGUUGACAAACAAAUGUAUUUUAUCACCUACUAACAGCUCUGUAGAUGACGUCAAUAAUAUUAUGAUAAACCAGUUUCCAGGUGAAGCACAUAUUUAUACAAGUACAGAUAGGACACUUGAUGAACGCUAUCAAGGAGACUAUGAGGAUUUCCUUAAUUCCCAAAAUCCAAAGGGCCUUCCACCCCACAAAUUGAUUCUUAAAAAGAACUGUCCUCUGAUACUUUUAAGAAAUCUCAAUCCAGCCGAAGGCCUUUGCAAUGGAACUCGUUUAAUUUGUAGAGAAUUGAAACCAAACACUAUCUCUGCUGAAAUUGCUGCUGGUCCCCAUAAGAGGAAACAAGUUUUGCUGCCCAGAAUUCCUCUGCAAACUCCUGACAAUGACAAGAAUGGCAUUCCUUUCAAGAGGAUUCAAUUUCCUGUUAGGCUUUGCUUUGCAAUGACUAUUAACAAGGCUCAAGGACAAACGCUUGAUUAUGUAGGAAUAUAUCUUAGAGAACCAGUUUUUUCUCAUGGCCAGUUAUACGUAGCCCUUUCCAGAGCUAAGACUUCUGACUCAAUUAAAGUGUUGAUUGUGCCAGGAACUUUUAGUGAUACCAAAAAAGACUGCAAAACUAGGAAUGUAGUCUAUCAAAAAAUUCUGAGCCUGUCCAAAGCAUAA
Molecule: messenger RNA, 3936 nt
Organism: Coffea arabica (coffee)
Lineage: Eukaryota; Viridiplantae; Streptophyta; Magnoliopsida; Gentianales; Rubiaceae
Source: RefSeq, a predicted model, not a curated record